Alternaria ventricosa is the source of this 1575-nucleotide messenger RNA. RefSeq lists its product as uncharacterized. The transcript is spliced from 2 exons. Gene Ontology annotation, molecular function: phosphatidate phosphatase activity. Lineage: Eukaryota; Fungi; Ascomycota; Dothideomycetes; Pleosporales; Pleosporaceae. Gene Ontology annotation, cellular component: actin cortical patch. The coding region runs from base 1 to 1575 and encodes 524 amino acids. The record is from RefSeq and is a predicted model, not a curated record.
AUGGUGCACCAACGCGCAUCCCAGCGGGCUUUCCUGCUGAGCGCGACACUCGGUCUCGCCAAUGCAUUCGCUCUGCCAGAGCCGACAGCUGUCCCCGCCAAGGUGGAAGUGCGCGCGCCUGUUGUGACUCCCGCGGCGAUCCGGUUCGUAGGGCGGCACAGCUACGUGGAGAAGAGGAACAUCAUCGACGACAUCAAGAGCGGCGUGGAUAACUACGCAGCCUCGAUAGGCAGCGUGCUGGGAACUGACCUGCCCAGCUUCUUCACAGAGGGCAUCCCCGGCUGGUUUGAAGGCCUCCCCACCGGCAAAGAGGUCCUGUCCAGCCUUGGCAUCGGCGACGACGACCUGGCUGCGAAGCCCACCGAAGUCCUCAACAUCCCUCCCUAUGCCAACUGGACCGACCAGGGCUGGAACGUCCGCUUCCACGGCAAUGUGUACAAGUUCCCGGACAUCAGCCAGGACAAGGUCGACGACCUGGCCAACGUCUUCCUCAUCGACACGAGUGUUGCCGAGCUGCCCGACAACCAGAAGGAGCAGGCACGCAACCUGACGCGCUCCAUCUUCAUCGUCCAGCAAGGCGACGUCAAUGUCUCCAUGUCGCUCGAGCCCGCGCCCAUGCAGGGCGGCGACGGCGAGCCCGGCGGCGGCAACUCCAUCGAAGCCCCCGGCGGCGUCCAGAACCUCACGCUCCCCUACGAGACGACCGAACUCGGCGACUUCGACGUCUUCGUCCCCAUCCAAUCCAACGGCCUCAUCCCCGGCAACGAAACCAACAACGUCCAGCGCCUAAACGUCUACACCAACGGCACCAACAGCGGCAACGCCACCGCCUUCCUCGUCCCCUCCGAGGGCAUAACCUUCAUCUCCGACAUCGACGACAUCCUGCGCGUAACCAAAAUCUACGACCCCAAAGAAGGUCUCCUAAACUCCUUCGCCCGCCCCUUCACCCCCUGGAUGAACAUGCCGGAUAUCUACGCAAACUGGUCCCGCACCCUCCCCAACAACACACACUUCCACUACCUGACCACGACCCCCGAGCAAGCGACCCGUCUGUAUAUGGACUUUAUCUACAAAACCUACCCCGGCGGCUCCUUCGACACCCGUCCCCUCAACUUCUCGGACAUCUCUGCCACGCUGUCCAUCCGCAAAUUCCUCCUCACCAAAGUGUUUGAGACUUUCCCCACGCGCAAAUUCGUUCUCGUGGCCGAUACUUCCAACAGCGAUGUCAUGAAAGCGUAUCCUGAACUCGCGCACGACUACCCAAACCAGGUCCAAUGCAUCUUCCUGCGGAAUACUUCGGCUACGGAUUCAGAUAUGUGGUUCCCGUACAAUACCGAAGGUUUCAAGGGAUUGAACAACAGGAGUUAUAUGUUCUUCCGUGAGCCGAAUGAUCUUGCGGGACUGGAUAUUGUUAAUGGACAGUGUUUGAAUGAGAGUAUUCCGCAGAAUGUUACGUUUUCGAGGCAAGCGGAGAUUCUGGGGAUUCAUGGGGAUAGUGCGGGUGGCAAGCUGCAGAGCGGUGCGACGAUUAGCUUUGUUGUGGCGUUGUUUGUGGCUGUUGCGCUGUCUCUGUAA